CAAAACGCAGUCCCUCGGUUCAGCUCGGAGGAGUACAAAAGUGCCCGUGUCAGUGGCAGGACCAAGGGUUUGCACAUCUCCCUCCGGAACAGGAGGACGCAGCAUGUUUCUGUGAGGCCCCUCCUCCGGGGACCGCCGUGGACGCUGUCGGAGAGGGCGCCGGAUGCGACGCUGUCAUGGCGGUGCAGGCCGCCCUCAUGACUCCCCAGUUCGCCAACUUCUGCUUCCCGCCGCCGGUGCUGGAGUACGAGGCGGAGAAGCCGUUCGACGGGAGCCUCCUCGGGGAGGGCGCCUGCGAGGGGGACUUCCGGGAGGCCACGCGGGACCUCCUCAGCUUCAUCGACUCUGCAUCCAGCAACAUCAAGCUGGCUCUGGACAAGCCGGUCAAGUCCAGGCGGAAGGUGAACCACCGGAAGUACUUGCAGAAGCAGAUCAAGCGGUGUGCUGGCAUUGCGGGUACACUGGGUGCCGCGCAAGACUCGGGCAAGAGGCCGGGCUCGUCCCCACCAACGCACCCAGGCGGCUGUGUCCCAGCGAGGCCUCCCAGCAAGCGCGAUGGACUCCAGGCCAACCUGCAGAGCCGUAGUCUGGCGGCGCUCUUUGAGCCGAUGAGAGACGCGCGUGGGGACAAGGCCCGGAAGCCGCCGCUACGGCAGCGCAACCUGCCCCCCUCCUUCUUCACAGAACCUGCCCACUGCGCCAGGGUGACCUCCACCUCCGGUGUGACCCUCAAGGACUUGGAGCGCGGCAACCCUGAGGCAGCUGACUUCCUCGAGCUUCUGGGGCCCGAUUACAGCGGCAUGCUUAUGGAGCAGGAUGUUGGCCGCACUGCGCCGGCGAGGCUCCAGGGCCCCUUCGAAACGCAGCCGCUGGCCGGAGGCCCCGUCUACACGGAGCCGUGGGGCGGCUGCGCGGGCCCGCCGAAGACGGUUCCGCCUUGCGCCUCGGGCCAAAGCGCGAGGACGGAGGCACCGCAGCCCCCGCCCUACUGCCCCUCAGACUCGAGCGUGUCGUCCACGCUGGAGGAGGCCGCUCCGUACGCACUCGCCUUCCACAGCUUUUUCACAGAGUGCUCCAUCCCGCCGGGCGCCUAUGACUUUGGUGCGGGAUACAGCAGGGCUGCCUUUCCCUCCCUCUGAGGCGCUCUGGGCCGCCGGAGCACAGACAGGCCGCACGAGACGCAGCUAGUCCCGACGGGAAGCACAGUGCAGGCGAGGUGACAGCUGCGGCGUAGCUUUGCUUCUCCUGUUUCGUUUUGUUUAAUUUCUCUCCGUCUCAUUUUCUUGCAUUUUCAGCAGGAAGUUGACAUUCGGUGUCUCGGCCGCCUCGAACGGAUUUUGGUGGUAUAUUAACUUCAACUUUUACGCGACACGUGGUUUAUAAAAGCUCAGCGUCACGAAAAUAGUACUUGUAUUCAAAAGUUGAUGUAAAAAAAGAGUUUAAGUUUCAAAAAAGUGCCGUCGAUACAUUCUGGACCCGGAGUGUCAAAGUUUGACCGCGCAAACUUUUCUUAGAAGUUUUCUGAAGUCGUGAAAAAAUGCGGCAGAUUUAUAACGCUGCAACCUGUAGUUCUUGAAAUUUUGCAAUGCCCUUUGUUCUUGAAAGUUUUCCUGAAGAAGUAUUAUCCAAGGAUAUCCACCGUAAAUACAAAUUUCCGACGCAAGUCUCACUUUUCCGAGAGGUGAUUUCCAACGGAAUGAAAUCUGAGCGAGAUCAAUGCUAAUGGAAUGUGAGAAGUAUCAAAUACGACCGAGUUAUCAACAGCGUAAUCCGUAACGGAAGCAAUGCUAGUCUUCAGUCGAGGAUAAAUGUUCUUUACAAUAACAGGCACCUAAAGCGUUUUCACAAAGCAGGAGCUAUGGCGAAAAUAGCUUUUUAUGAAAUAGCAUUAAGCUUUGAAGUUAUUAUUUAUGAAAUGGAGGAAAAAAUGAAGAAUAAUUUUGAGUCAAAUGCCCACAGUUAACAUUUUAACUUUACUUUAUUAUGUUAUAAGGCUUGGGGCCUAGUGCUAAACGUGCUGCUUUUCCGCCUUCCGGUCCCUGUCCCAGGGUGUUCAACCGAGACAAAGUACUUUUCUGUCUCCUGUCAUAACUGAUGGACUAAUGUCCUGUUUCGUUCAAUGACCAGCAGGAAAAGACAUAUGGAGGUUUUUCUUGUUAGAAAUUCUGAAAAUCAAAGCGCGGUUGCACUCCAACAAGCUACAGUCAAAUAACGCAACCAGAUGCGUUUUUAAAGAGGAAGUGUCCAAGUUUCGGUUGAUUUUCCGUCAGAUUUGCAGCAUAUCGUAUGUUCCUUCCUCGAUUAACGCCAAACCCAGUCUCGCAACUAAACUGCGCAGCAAAAUCAAAAUGAUUUUAAAGUCUCUUGAAAAAUUUUCUCCUCACGUCUCUUUGACGAAUGUGUGGAAACGCUCACGGUGCACGCGUACAACGUACUUUUGGAGGAGAACGGAGUAGUGAGAAUCGCUAGUGCGUCCGUUGAACUGUUUACGAGUGACAUGAUGAUGUGCGGAGCCUUUCAUUUAGGGCGCCUUUCUCUGGAAGUCACCAGCCCGAGCGCAUAAACUCAUUAACAAAACAAAGCAUGGAGACAGUUUUAAAAAGGAAAAUGCAAUUUGUUACUUACUUUGAGACUCAAACUAUUAAUUUUGUACCACCCGUAAUGAUAGCAUUUAGAGAUGAUGAUGAGUACUGAAAUAACAGCAGUCACCUGUAGCUCUUCUAUAAUUCUGAGGAAUUAGAAGUAAUGGAAUUACAUUCAGAGACACUUGUUGGAGAAGCAAACCUUCCUCGAGUUCAUGGCGAACGACGCACAGUUACAUGUGCUCUGCUGCGUGUACCUGUGCGUGCGCUUCAUGGAUGUCCUGCUAUAGCGAAUGAUGGGAAUGCAUGC
Scleropages formosus (Asian bonytongue) is the source of this 2892-nucleotide messenger RNA. RefSeq names its product family with sequence similarity 181 member B (gene fam181b). The coding region runs from base 177 to 1139 and encodes 320 amino acids. The record is from RefSeq and is a predicted model, not a curated record. NCBI's taxonomy places the organism in Eukaryota, Metazoa, Chordata, Actinopteri, Osteoglossiformes, Osteoglossidae. The transcript has a single exon.